Molecule: messenger RNA, 1003 nt
Organism: Leptopilina heterotoma
Lineage: Eukaryota; Metazoa; Arthropoda; Insecta; Hymenoptera; Figitidae
Exons: 3
Coding region: 655-960 (101 amino acids)
Source: RefSeq, a predicted model, not a curated record
CCAUAUUGGAUUUCCCCCACCCAACUUGAACUACCUUAUUAAGUUGAUCAUGCGCAUAAGCUGUGUUGUGUCUCUGCUUCUCGUAAAAAUUGUGCGAGUGAGAUGUAAGAUCUAAUAUUUACAUUUAGCCGGUCUUAGUGAGAUACAUACAUAUACAAUACAUUUCGUUUUAAUAAUUAUUUAUUUAUUUUAUUUAAAAAAUGUCGUGUUGUGUGCCAGGAUGUAAAGAAAGAAAAAGAGUCUAAAAACAUUAGUCUCGUCUAUCCUUCUACGGUAUGUAAAUAUACUCUAGUUAUAAACACAAUUCUUCUUAACCAUUUUCGCAAAAUUUUUCCCUUUUCAUAAAUAUAUUAUUAAAUUAUUUUGAAAAUCUAAAUAAUAUCACAAUUGUAAAUAAAUAAAUUUGCUUUUAAAAUUAACACUGUUUAAACUAUGUAAUAUUUACCUUGACAUAAUCACACUUUUCAUCUAUGUCAACACUGAACUUUAGUUCAAUGCGCAUGAUCGACUUAAUUGGUGAUCAACUAGAACACAGUGAGUCUGGCACUUUUCGUGCAUAUUUCUCAGACAUUUGUAGAAGCACCCCUGUCCGUCUUUCCCAGAAAUUAGUCAGCUUAGUGGUUUGCACUUUAAUGUGCAAAAAAGUUCCUCGAGAUGGCGCAGUACUCACUACUCGUCAGCAAUAUUCGUUACCUCAUUCAUUAUUGUAUUUGUUGUGUUGAAAUCGUGAAUUUUGAGCGAGUGUUGAGAACAGCGCCAUCACGUGUUACUUUUUGGCACAUGAAAACGCAAACCACUAAGCUGACAUAUUUUUCCUUCAAAAUACAUAGGAGUCGGACUGGGGUGGUAGAAGCAGAGUUCGGUCUCCUUACUCUUCCUUCCUGGAAGAAGAAAAAAAUUGAGGAAACAGAAGCCAGAAAAUUGAUUUUUUCCUAUAUAGUAACGUACCGUUUCUGUUGAGUGUGGCAAGAGUUCUUCAUUUCUCCACCAAGAGACGCGAGCU